AAGUUACGACACUUUUUUUUUUUACGCCUUGUAAUAAACGUGAGAUCGGGAGAGAAAUAGUAAACUCCAUCAAGGGAAAAAAAUAUAUAAAAUAAAUCCGAGACGACCCGCGAGUUUCUAUGGCUUCGUAGUCUUAUGAAUAUUAAGUAGCUGCGGUAGGACUCCAUAAAACCGGAACUUGUGACGGGACGGGUCACGUUCGGCAUCCGAACAAGAGGCAACAUCGCGCCGGUCUUUCGUCAGACGCGCGGCGGGGACUCAAGAGAGAAGGAACGAAGGAAGCAAGAAAGGAAGGAAGGAGACACCAUGGCUCUCAGGGGACAUCUGCUCAGAUUUGCCCGCACUCGGGCGCUCGCAGGCGGCCAGCCCAGCCGAGCCCAGUCGGUGGCGGUGCUGGGGGCUCCCUUCUCGCGAGGACAGAUAAGAAGAGGCGUGGAACACGGGCCUAAAGUCAUCAGGGAUGCUGGGCUCAUCGAGCGGCUCUCCGGUUUAGAUUACGCCGUGCACGACUUUGGUGACCUCAGUUUCCACCACCCGGAGAUGGACGAACCCUACAUGAACGUGAAGUUCCCUCGCACAGUGGGCGCUGCCACGAAGAAGCUGUCAGGCGCUGUGAGCAGAGCGGUGGGCGCCGGCCACACCCUGGUCAUGCUGGGCGGGGACCACAGCCUUGGUAUUGGAUCAGUGGCAGGCCACGCCCAACAGUGUCCUGACCUGUGUGUCAUCUGGAUUGACGCUCACGCCGACGUGAACACGCCCUUGACAUCGCCGUCGGGGAACCUCCACGGCCAGCCGGUGUCGUUCAUGCUCAAAGAGCUGCAAGACAAGAUGCCAGACCUCCCGGGGUUCUCUUGGGUGAAGCCGUUCCUCAGUUGCAGGGACCUGGUGUAUAUCGGACUUAGGGAUGUGGACCCUGGCGAGUACCACAUCUUGAAGAACUUGGGCAUCCAAUACUUCACCAUGAGGGAUAUCGACAGACUCGGCAUCCAGAGGGUCACCGAAGUCGCUCUGGACCACGUGCUGGCAAGAAAACAAAGACCCAUUCACUUGAGCUUUGACAUCGACGCGUUCGACCCGUCUCUGGCUCCCGCGACGGGAACGCCGGUGAAUGGAGGGUUGACCUACAGGGAGGGCAUCUACAUCACAGAGGAAGUUCACAAUACAGGUCUGCUGUCGGUCAUGGACCUGGUGGAAGUGAACCCCAUGGUGGGGGUGUCCCGGGCGGCCGUGGAGGCCACCGCCUCACUGGCCGUGGACGUCAUCGUGUCGUCCCUAGGGCAGACGAGAGAAGGCGCCCACGGGGUCAUUGAUGAGAUCCCCUCGGCGAAAGAAGACGACACAGAGCAGCUUUGCCUCUGAGAGCUCAGAGCGAAAAGCCACGGACUUCUUGCGCCACCCUCGAGCAUUCCAAAGUGUUGCAUCCAAGAGUGCAAAAAAAAAAAAAAAAAAAAAAAAAAACAAACAAACAAAACAAAAAAAACAAUCGAAGUAGCUAGGGUAUUAUAGUUUUUUUUGGUUCGCUCUCUUCAUUGUGUUGUAUUUCACUGUGGAAAGUAUUUGUAUGUCUUUGUCUCGUAAGGUUUGCCAUGUAAAGCCUAGACAUUAAUUUAGACAGCACACUAACUUAUUUUGGUAUUUUAUGUAAGAAUGCAUGGAUGCCUGCUAUUUAUUUACAAGCAAAUAAACCUGCCUCAAAGGUGUGAUUAAACAUAAACUGACAGUGUUUUUGUAGCUUUAGUUAAAAGUAGAACUCAUGUUUGCACUUUUGGACCAGCUGUGGUUACUGUAUUUUGCUGAUGAUUUAAUUUUGUCAUUUACAAUGAAACUACUAAAUAAUACAUAUGUGUGAGAGUAUAACUAUGUUAAAAAAACGCUGACUCAAAGGCUUUAAGGUAAAACUUCAGACUGAUAGACGGUUACAUUCUUGUAUUAAAGAGUUUAUUUUCUGGUCUUCCA
Molecule: messenger RNA, 1956 nt
Organism: Phycodurus eques (leafy seadragon)
Lineage: Eukaryota; Metazoa; Chordata; Actinopteri; Syngnathiformes; Syngnathidae
Gene: arg2
Product: arginase 2
Exons: 8
Coding region: 307-1359 (350 amino acids)
Cellular component (GO): cytoplasm; mitochondrion
Molecular function (GO): manganese ion binding; arginase activity
Source: RefSeq, a predicted model, not a curated record